GCGGGAAGGCGGGCGGAAGCGGGCUGCGCGAGGCACUGCGGGUUAGGGCGAGGCUCCGGGUCCCUGGGCUGGCGCCGCAGAUGCGAGGGGCCCGGGCAUGAUCUUCCCUGCCGCCCGCCGUGCGCUCCGCUGGCUGCCGCGGCCUGGGAGCCGGGCGCUGACCCUCGCCGACAUGGAGGUGGCCCUGCGAGGCGUGCGGAAGAUCCUCUGCGUGGCCGAGAAGAACGACGCGGCCAAGGGCAUCGCCGACCUGCUGUCCGGCGGCCGCAUGCGGCGGAGAGAAGGACUUUCCAGAUUCAAUAAGAUCUAUGAAUUUGAUUAUCGUCUGCGUGGCCAGAAUGUCACCAUGAUAAUGACUUCAGUCUCAGGACACUUGCUGGCUCAUGAUUUCCAGAUGCAGUUUCGCAAGUGGCAGAGCUGCAAUCCUCUUGUCCUCUUUGAAGCAGAAAUUGAAAAGUACUGCCCAGAGAAUUUUUUAGACAUCAAGAAAACUCUGGAGCAAGAGGCUCGGCAGUGCCAGGUCCUGGUGAUCUGGACUGACUGCGACAGAGAAGGUGAAAACAUCGGGUUUGAGAUCAUCCACGUGUGCAAGGCUGUGAAGCCCAGCCUGCAGGUGCUGCGAGCCCGUUUCUCCGAGAUCACCGCCCGUGCUGUCCAGGCGGCCUGUGAAAACCUGAUGGAGCCCGACCGCAGAGUGAGCGACGCAGUGGACGUGAGGCAGGAGCUGGACCUGCGGAUAGGGGCUGCCUUCACCAGGUUCCAGACCCUGCGGCUGCAGAAGAUCUUUCCUGAGGUGUUGGCGGAGCAGCUGAUCAGUUAUGGCAGCUGCCAGUUCCCCACCCUGGGGUUCGUGGUGGAGAGGUUCAAAGCCAUUCAGGCGUUUGUGCCAGAAACCUUCCACAAAAUCAAAGUGACUCACGACCACAGGGAUGGCGCAGUGGAGUUCAGCUGGAAAAGGCAUCGGCUCUUCAACCACACGGCUUGUCUUGUCCUCUAUCAGCUGUGCAUGGAGGAUCCCAGGGCGACCGUGGUGGAGGUCAGGUCCAAGGCAAAAAGCAAGUGGAGGCCUCAAGCUUUGGACACUGUGGAGCUUGAGAAGCUGGCUUCUCGAAAGUUGAGGAUAAAUGCUAAAGAAACCAUGAGGAUUGCGGAAAAGCUCUACACUCACGGGUACAUCAGCUAUCCCCGAACUGAAACAAACAUUUUCCCCAAAGACUUAGACCUGACAGCGCUGGUGGAGGAGCAGACCCUGGAUCCACGCUGGGGGCCCUUCGCCCGGAGCAUUCUAGAGCGGGGCGGCCCCACUCCACGCAACGGGAACAAGUCUGACCAAGCUCACCCUCCCAUCCACCCCACCAAGUACACGGACAGCCUGCAGGGGGACGAGCAGCGACUGUACGAGCUCAUAGUCCGCCACUUCCUGGCCUGCUGCUCCCAGGAUGCCCAGGGCCAGGAGACCACCGUGGAGAUUGACAUCGCACAGGAGCGCUUCGUGGCCCACGGCCUCAUGAUCCUGGCCCGAAACUAUCUGGACGUGUACCCCUACGAUCGCUGGAGUGACAAGACCCUCCCUGUCUACAGUCGAGGCUCCUGCUUUCAGCCCAGCACCGUGGAGAUGGUGGACGGGGAGACCAGUCCACCCCAGCUGCUCACUGAGGCCGACCUUAUUGCCCUCAUGGAGAAGCACGGCAUCGGUACCGACGCGACGCACGCAGAGCAUAUUGAGACCAUCAAGGCCCGGAUGUACGUCGGGCUCACGCCAGACAAGCGCUUUCUCCCCGGGCACCUGGGCAUGGGGCUUGUGGAAGGCUAUGACUCCAUGGGCUACGAGAUGUCCAAACCUGACCUGCGGGCCGAGCUGGAGGCUGACCUGAAGCUCAUCUGCGAGGGGAAGAAGGACAAACUCGUGGUCCUGCAGCAGCAGGUGCAGAAGUACAAGCAGGUCUUCAUCGAAGCCAUGGCCAAAGCCCAGAGGUUGGACGAGGCCUUGGCCCAGUACUUCGGUGCAGGGGCGGAGCUGGCCCAGCAAGAAGCCAUCUUCCCAGCUGUUCCAGAGCCCGUCAGGAAGUGCCCACAGUGCAGCAAGGACAUGGUCCUGAAGACCAGGAAGAACGGCGGGUUCUACCUCAGCUGCACGGGGUUCCCGGAAUGUCGCUCGGCCGUGUGGUUCCCGGACAGUGUGCUGGAGGCCAGCAGGGACGGGAGCGUGUGUCCGGUGUGUCAGCCACACCCCGUUUACAGGUUGAAGUUCAAGUUUAAGCGAGGCAGCCUUCCCCCAACCAUGCCACUGGAAUUUGUCGGCUGCGUUGGCGGAUGUGACGAGACCCUGAGGGAGAUCUUGGACCUCAGGUUUUCACAGGGGCCCGCCCGAGCUGGCCAGCCAGUCAGCCAGCCCUCCGGCCACCUGCAGGCCAGGCAGUCACUGGACAGAAUGGGCAGCAGCCAGCACGGCCACCCCCAGCCUCCUGCCACCAGGCCCUCGAAGGCUCUGGCCAGGACUCUGCCCCUGCCCGCCGCCGAGGGCGAAGGCAAUUCCGUGACCUGCAACUGUGGCCGGGAGGCCCUGCUGCUCACCGUCCGGAAGGAGGGGCCCAACCAGGGCCGCCAGUUCUACAGGUGCAGCGGCGGCGGCUGCAGCUUCUUCCUCUGGGCCGACAGCGGCCACCCGGAAGCAGGGGGGCCUCCCUCCGAGGUGCCCAGACCCCCAGGCGGCUCACUGGGACGCCCACCGGGCUCAGGGAAGCCCCUGGGCGGGCCCGGAAACCCUGGCGAUGGUGGCGGUGGCACGUGCUGCCUGUGCAGCCAGCCCGCUGUCACACGCACUGUGCAGAAGGACGGGCCCAACAAGGGGCGCCAGUUCCACACGUGUGCCAAGCCCCGGGAGCAGCAGUGUGGCUUCUUCCAGUGGGUGGACGAGAACGUGGCUCCAGGGACCUUUGGAGGCCCCCACUGGGCAGGAGCCAGAGGAGGAAGCCAGGGGCUGGAGGCCGGAAACAAAAGGGCCCGGGCUGGUUCCUCGGACGCAGGGUCCACGGCCAAGAAAUCCCGGAAGUGCAGCCUUUGCCACCAGCCUGGACACACCCGUCCCUUCUGUCCUCAGAACAGAUGAGGGCAGGGUAGGGCCAAGGGGGCCACUGCCUCCACCUGCUGCUUUUGUCUUGGGAAACGAGCUGUUUCUCCGGGGCCAGGUGGCCCUGCGCUGCCAGGGCGGCUUUGAGGAAAGUGGCUGCUCUUAGAGUGUGGCCUGUGUUCUAAGGAGUCCGGGUCCGGACCGCUCUCUCAAGAAGGCCACGCCUGGUGGACAGUGGCCCUGUGCCUGGGGCUCAGGAACGGCCAUGGCCACAGCUGAGAAGCCAUGGAGGGCUUCUCAGACUGCGCAGACUUUCGUCAGGGCUUUGUCUGCUUAGUAGUAGCACGGCCUGAUACUACUGGCUGGGUCAGCUCUGCGAUCCACAGGGGCUGUGCUGUCAGCGCCCUAGCGGGAAUCAGCCUGGCCCUUGAGGGGCCUCCCUCCACAGACGUCCUGAGAAACGGUAGGAUGGCAGGGAGUUCCCUGUUCAGAAGUUGUGUCUACAGAAGGUUUAUCCCUCUUUAUCUCGAAGCUGCUGUGGCCAGGACACCCCGCAGCUCGUGUGCCUCAAUAAAGGAUUCUACCCCUUGACCCUGGCGGGUGAUGGUGUAGCGUCUGGUUAGAGUUGGCAGGCGUGUCGGGUACUUGCAGGACCCCGGGCAGUGCCUGGGUCCUCUGGCCUCCGUGGCCUCCCCCGGCCGUACUGCUGUCCUCUGGGGCAGAGAAGAGCCGCUGGUGUAAGAUUCCGACGCUUCCCAUCUCCACACCCUGAAGAGGUCACCGUGCGCCUUGCCCACCUCCUGAGAUCCUUGGGAGCCGAGCAGAAGCAGGUCGGCUUAGUUCCGUGGUUUAGACAGCAAGCUGGAGGACCGGCUGCCAGAGUCACACUGCUAGUGAAGAAAUGAAGUGUCCUCAGGUCUUGGGACUCCCAGCCCCAAACCCUUCACUCAGACCAGUCCUUGUGCCCUGGCUGGAUGGUGGGAUGCCCGGAAUUGCCCCUGGAGCAUCCGGACAGUGGGCGUGGGUCGGCCCCGCAGCCCAGUCUAUUUUGUGGUUUUACGUGUACCGGACAUUUCAUAUAAAUGGAACCAUGCGGCACGUGGGCCCUGUGUCUGCUUUUCUCUGGUGUGUCUUCCAGGGUCACCCCUGUGGUUGCGUGUCAGUGCUUUGUGCCUUUACAUGGCUGAACUAGUCCGCUGUGUGCAUGGGCCCCGUUUUGAGCAGUGUGGCUGUAAACCUUCACGUACAAGUAUUUGAACGCCUGUUCUAUAUUGUUUCAGAUCUACACCUAGGAGUGGAGUUGCUGGGUCAUGAAAUUCUAUGUUUAAUUUUUUGAAGAACCACAACAGCUGCACCAUUUUACAUUCUCACCAGCAAUGUACGAGGGUUCCUAUUUCUCCACAUCCUUGCUAGUACUUAUUCCCCCCCCCCCUUUUUUUAUAAAUUUGUUUAUUUUA
This is a messenger RNA of Mesoplodon densirostris (Blainville's beaked whale), 4527 nucleotides long. RefSeq names its product DNA topoisomerase III alpha (gene TOP3A). NCBI's taxonomy places the organism in Eukaryota, Metazoa, Chordata, Mammalia, Artiodactyla, Ziphiidae. The transcript has 19 exons. Gene Ontology annotation, cellular component: nucleus; chromosome. Gene Ontology annotation, biological process: DNA topological change. Gene Ontology annotation, molecular function: DNA binding; DNA topoisomerase type I (single strand cut, ATP-independent) activity; zinc ion binding. The record is from RefSeq and is a predicted model, not a curated record. Bases 98 to 3109 code for a protein of 1003 amino acids.